CCUAUGCGUUUGCGACCUGCGUAUUGUUUUGUUGUACUUCGUUUAGGAAGAUCGCGAGUUAUGUUUUAUUCCUGAAAGUGUGAAAAUAAUACAGUUUUAUAUACAAAAUCCUAUACGAAUUCAAUAAAAUAUAUGUGCCAUAAUAUACUAAAAAUGCGCUACGUAUUUUUAAUUACAAUAUUUAGUGUAGUUUUUGCAUACGAGAAGGAUAUAACAUUUUCUGUUCAAGCUGGUAGUACGGACUGCUUUUAUCAUAAAGUGUUAGUAAAUGAAAUAAUUGAUAUAGAAUAUCAGGUGAUAGAUUCUUCACAUGGAGACCUGGACAUAUCCUUUCAAUUGGCGGACCCAGUUGGCAGGGUGAUUGUCGCUGAUUACAAGAAGCAAGAGAAUGCACACAGACAUACAUCCAUACUGGAAGGAGACUACAGAAUAUGCUUUGAUAACACCUUCAGUACAUUUAGCCAAAAGACUGUGUUUUUUGAUCUGAUGAUCGAUAGCGAGGACUCGGUAAACAAAGACUAUGAUGACGAUAAAGAAAUGGAAUUGGGUAAUCCUGCAGAGACGUACAUGAUGCGCGUGAGUGACAUUGUGGAGUCGGUUAUCAAGCUGAAGGAGAACGUGUCUGCUGCACGGCGGCUGCAGGAGCUGCUGUCGGCACACGAGGCGAGGGACAGGAACCUCGCGGAGGAGAUGUGCGCCAGGGUACUGAGGUGGUCGAUGGUGCAAAUAGUACUGAUGUUGAUAAUAGGAUUUAUUCAGGUUUACUUCGUCAAGAGUCUCUUCGAGGACCCAAAGAGUCGUAGCUUUAAGAAACUAGUUCCUAACUUUAUGUCCCAGUGAUGAAACCAAAGAAUAAUUUAGAUGUACCCUCAUUUUUACUUUUAAGCGGAACAUGGUUUAUAAACUUUAUUCGUAGUUAACUAGAAACAUUGAAGUUUAUUUAAACUCGGGUGUUCAUUAUUGGUCUAGAGUUUUUCCUAUAUAACCAAAAAACGUGAAAAGUAAGACGUUGAGCUGAUGGUAAUGGAUACGCCCUGCCAAUUGCCAUGCAGUUCCAGGAUUCUUGAAAAAACCCCAAAAAAUUCUGAGCAAAACUACAAUAAUUGCGCUCGUCACUUUUAGACAUAAGAUGUUAAGUCUCAUUAGCCACGAAAUUUAAUAAGGCACUGUGGUACCCAUAUGGCGGGCUUAAGUGCAAAAAUGUGCUUUAAAUAUAUAUUCCAACUCAUUUUUAGCGAAUAUACAGCAACAAUAAGAACUUAAAAAUAAUUGUCAACUAAAGACUAAGCAAUGAAUCUAUUAAUGAUAAAAUUUGUCAGAAUUCACACGAUUCGCGUAUUACUCGUUCAACUGUUAUGCUAACGGUACUGUCUUUGUGUCGGAAUGAAAGUGACGUCACUAAAAUGGCGUUCACUCCCUCUAUCAAACUCUCCCGAGGUGCCAAUAUAAUUAUAUGUUUAUAAUCUUGUAUUGAAAUCAAAUUAUUUUCUCAUUUGAAGAAUUUAACUUGCAUUUUAUACGUAAUGGCAUAAUGGGCCUCAAAAUUUAUGAUUUUAUUUUUCUAAUAUUUGUGUGAAUAUAAUACCAUGUAUUGUUUAUGGGCAGUUCUGUUAUGAUGAUCUGUUAUUUUCGUUAACAAUCAAACAAAUUAUUUAUUGCAAAAAUAAUGUCUACAAUUUUUAUUUUAUUCCAGUUUUGAGGCGUUGGUAUCGCAUCCAUAGUUAAUUGAAUACAUAUUAUUUUGGACUUUAUAGCUGAAAAGGGGUGCACUUAGGGGUACAUAAUAUAUAUAUUGGUUCUAUGGUAAUGAUAUUUAUUUACUUAAAGUACUAAAUUAAUGUAUGACACUUGUUAAAUAACUAUAAUUAAUGGUUCUAAUUGUGAGUACGCGGAUCUCUACUAUUAAUUGGUUAUAAUGGUUACUUGCACCAGACCUGUAAUGGUUAUAGACGAAUGGUUAAACACACCAUGGAUCGGACCGGUCCUAGUUACUAGUUACCGUACUGCAUCUCUACUGUGCGUUGGUAAUAAUGGUUAAACUGGUUACUCGGGCCGGUCCUGUAAUGGUUAAUGGUAACUAGGACCGGCCCGAUCAAUGGUCACCCGCGUACUGCCUUACUAAAGGCAACACAUGGUUUUAUUACAAUUUAUUUUUAUCUACUAAGCAAUAUUUGUAAUAUAAUCCUGUUCGAUGGAUUUACUUCGAACGAUAGCUAUACAUGCAUUUAAUAUAUUUGUAAUUUAUCGUUACUGCCAAUUUAUUAAAUGUGCAUUAUUAUAUCAAGGACACAUCAGAUUGGAUUAACCCUGCCAGAAUUAUGAAACAUUGCCAAAUUGUGUCCAAUAUUGUCAUAGAAAAGAAGUCUUUUAUCGACCUUUAAAAAUACUAUUGUUAGAUUUUAUUCCGUUUAAUAUAAACCUUAAUAAAUAAAAAUAAAAUAAAGCAGGUCAGGGUAAUUACUUUAGUGUGCGUGACAAACUAUUUAUAACACUCGCGAUUUGUAUGACACUUUGUGUUAGUGUGCGUGCGUUGCUCAAAAUAGAGGUUAAAUGUCAAGUUCAUUUUUUUUCGACGUUUCCACAGAUCUUACAGACCAUCUAGACGUAUAAAUGAUAAUUGUCCUUUACACAUUGUAUAUUUAGUGUUGUUCAACAGGCUUCACGAAAGUAAAUUUAUAUCAUUAUGUAUUUAAAAUUAGGUAAUGAAAAAAAAACUAUCAUAUCUAAAUUUUUUAUAUUUAACUCUACUUUUCUAUUGUUUACUUUUAAGUGUGUGUUAAUUAUAUAUAUUUGGAAGUCGGUAUUUUUUGGUAGAAGUUUUUAUAAGAGAAUUAUUAUUCAUUUGUUAAUGAAUUAUUAACUCGGUAUUUACUAGUAAUUGUUAUUAAAUAAGUUUGAAUUUUGUAACUUCGGUUAUCGCCAUGAUGGGUACUUUUUUUGCUUUAUUUUGUAUAAAUUGCGUAUAAGCUUGUCAUAUUGUCACAAAUGUUUGCCAUAUAUAUAUAGUGCACAAAUAGUCAUUAGUAAAUAAACGUUUAUAUACAAACAAA
Leptidea sinapis is the source of this 3050-nucleotide messenger RNA. RefSeq names its product transmembrane emp24 domain-containing protein 5-like. Bases 133 to 840 code for a protein of 235 amino acids. The record is from RefSeq and is a predicted model, not a curated record. The transcript has 6 exons. Lineage: Eukaryota; Metazoa; Arthropoda; Insecta; Lepidoptera; Pieridae. Gene Ontology annotation, biological process: endoplasmic reticulum to Golgi vesicle-mediated transport; intracellular protein transport; Golgi organization. Gene Ontology annotation, cellular component: COPII-coated ER to Golgi transport vesicle; Golgi apparatus; endoplasmic reticulum-Golgi intermediate compartment.